AUGAUGUCCCUGAUGACAAGUGAGGACAAAGGCCAAGGACUGCAACAGAUUAUCGCAGGUGUGUUAAAGGAUGAGGCCGAAGUUAUUUAUAAGGGGCACCAAGAAACUAUAGAAAUAAGGGAUAUUGAUGAUGAAACCUCAAAAAUUGAUAUCCAGAUAGCACUACAAAAAGCAACCGGGGGAGCCUGCAACACACCAGCAGAAGAAAUUAGGCUUCGUAAGGCAUAUAGAGGUACCCAGAUUGCUACUGUAGCUCUUCCAGCGGCAGUUGUACACGAUCUGCUCAAAGCAAGUAGCAAAAUACGAAUUGGAUGGGUCAACUGUCAAAUUAAAAUCAUCAAGAAACCAAUUCGAUGUUUUAAAUGCUGGCUAUUCGGACAUUAUGGAUCACAGUGCAAGAGCGAAGUGAAUCGGACCAAUCUAUGCUUUAGAUGUGGACAAGAUGGUCACAAAAUAGCCAACUGUAUAAAUGCAGCAAAAUGUGCACUAUGCGCUGAAAAUGGAAACUCUGAAAAUGUAGCACAUCAUGCCGGCACUCACAGAUGUCCUCUAUAUAGGGAGGCCAUAGAGAAAAUAAUGAACGCAAAAGCAUGA
This is a messenger RNA of Ctenocephalides felis (cat flea), 594 nucleotides long. RefSeq lists its product as uncharacterized. The coding region runs from base 1 to 594 and encodes 197 amino acids. Gene Ontology annotation, molecular function: nucleic acid binding; zinc ion binding. The transcript is spliced from 2 exons. Lineage: Eukaryota; Metazoa; Arthropoda; Insecta; Siphonaptera; Pulicidae. The record is from RefSeq and is a predicted model, not a curated record.